AUGGACAGACGGAGUAUUUGGGAAGCUAAUCUAGAUUAUAUAAACGAACAUAAUAAACGAGCUGAUGAAGGCCAAUAUACUUUCUGGUUGGCUGUCAACCAGUUUGCUGAUAUGACUAACAAAGAAUUUGUAUCAACUAUGAAUAUGAAUAAGAUGACGUCAGAGAGAUCUGGGGACGAGAAUACUGAAUUUAAAGAUGUAGACAUUGCGAGUCUACCAACAGAAGUUGAUUGGAGGGCAAAAGGUUACGUUACACCCGCUUCAAAUCAGGGUCAAUGUGGAUCCUGUUGGGCUUUCUCUGCUCUAGGGUCUCUAGAGGGACAACAUUUUAAACAAACAGGUGUCCUGGUUAAACUCUCAGCCCAGAAUCUCAUGGAUUGUUCACAGAAAGAAGGUAACAAUGGUUGUAAUGGCGGUUUUAUGAUCGACUCGUACAAAUAUAUUAAAAUAAAUAAUGGAGUUGACACUGCUGCAUCUUAUCCUUAUACAGCAAGGGAUGGUACAAAAUGUUUGUUUAAACGGGAAAAUGUUGGAGCUACAUUAAAGAGCUAUGUUGAUAUACCUAAAGGCAGUGAAGCAGCUUUACAGAAGGCCGUUGCUAUGGUUGGACCCAUCAGCGUUGCCAUAGACGCCGCACACUCAUCCUACCAAUUUUAUAAGAACGGUGUCUAUUACGAACCCGCGUGUAAUCCAAACCAACUGGAUCAUGCCAAUCUUGUAACUGGUUAUGGUGUCACUAGCAAUGGUACAGAAUAUUGGAUGGUUAAAGAAAGUUAUGGUACCGAUUGGGGAUUUCAACAUGGUUAUAUAAUGAUGUCUAGAAACAGGAAUAACAACUGCGGUAUUGCUAACCUGGCCAGUUAUCCCAUAGUCUGAACUGUACUCCAGGUUGGCACUGUCCUUCAGAUGAAGAGUC
This is a messenger RNA of Patella vulgata (common limpet), 916 nucleotides long. Its product is annotated as procathepsin L. The transcript has 7 exons. The record is from RefSeq and is a predicted model, not a curated record. Gene Ontology annotation, molecular function: cysteine-type endopeptidase activity. Gene Ontology annotation, cellular component: lysosome. Bases 1 to 876 code for a protein of 291 amino acids. NCBI's taxonomy places the organism in Eukaryota, Metazoa, Mollusca, Gastropoda, Patellidae.